This is a messenger RNA of Cherax quadricarinatus, 1046 nucleotides long. The record is from RefSeq and is a predicted model, not a curated record. Lineage: Eukaryota; Metazoa; Arthropoda; Malacostraca; Decapoda; Parastacidae.
CUCUAUUACGUUUAUUUCCAGCUCCUCGCACUGACCCAAACAGACGGUCGUUCAACACUUCUCGUAGUGACCCAAACAGACGGUCAUUGCAUACUCCUCGUACUGACCCAAACAGGAGGUCGUUCACUACAGCUCGCACUGACACAAACAGACGGUCAUUCAACACACGUGCUGCUGCCAACAGACAGUCAUACAUUAAGGGUGUUCAACAAACGCCAGAGGUUCCACUUAGCACACCAGCAGAAACUCAGGAGGGAGGCGGGCUAGUGUGGGCACCGAAGUGGGUAGUGAGACUAUCGGCUAGCCUGGCUAUCCUGGGUGGCGCCUUCCUCUUCUCCAGCAUCAGCGUCCUCACCAACAGCUUCGGCCAGUCCAACCGCACCUCAGAAGGCCCCAACAAGGCCACUGGAACUAUUUUUAUGGCAUUUGGAUGUAUUUCCAUUAUGGUCUCUCUGGGUUUGGCAUACUAUGGCUGCCGGAAGCGCAAGAAGAAGGAUGAAGAUGAAGUAAGUGACAGCGGCCGGAUAGUCAGCUUCGCACCGGCCAUCUCCACCACCGCCGACAUGUUCCCGUGGCCUUCUACUCCCUCCCAUCACAAUUCUUCUGGCUCUCCCUAUAGCACUCCCGCUGCGGGACAGCCACCGUCCUUCACGGGUCCUCUUGCCGGGGAAGCUUCCAUAUACGCCAAGCACACAGGAGGACCUCACUCAAGUAGGGAUAUCAGGGAACAACGCACUCCUAGAGCGUCUCCUGGGCCAAGCGGAACCCAGAAGAAAGUGGAAAAGGUGGAGUUACCCGUGGUGUCUCUGCCCCCUGCCUCCCCUAGUCCGGGACCCUCACACGCGUCCUAGAGUUUCAGGGCGGGGAAGAAGGUGCUAUUCACGAGCGUCCAUACCAGCCUUCUGAACGGCUCUCAUCUGGGAAUUUUCUUACACACGAAUUUUGUAUUGCAUGAAAUAUUUCUAUUCUUCUAUGUCUUUCGCAUAUUUGUUGAUUUUGUUGAAGCCGAUGAUAUUCCCUCAAACCCUCUACAGUUUAUAUAUAUA